This is a messenger RNA of Colius striatus (speckled mousebird), 4833 nucleotides long. RefSeq names its product SRSF protein kinase 1 (gene SRPK1). Gene Ontology annotation, biological process: spliceosomal complex assembly; regulation of mRNA processing; protein phosphorylation. NCBI's taxonomy places the organism in Eukaryota, Metazoa, Chordata, Aves, Coliiformes, Coliidae. Bases 557 to 2530 code for a protein of 657 amino acids. The record is from RefSeq and is a predicted model, not a curated record. The transcript has 15 exons. Gene Ontology annotation, molecular function: protein kinase activity; ATP binding.
GUUACUUUUAAGCGUUAAAGGCUGAGUUUGUCUCGUAAGUCUGGAUGGGGAGUGUUUGGAAUUACUUCAGAAAAUUCCUUUUCCCUUUGAACUCCCUUUCUCUCCUGUGUGAUUGUGCUGGCAUUUCUGUAUCAAAAGGCUUGGACUGUCAGCAAUUACCAUGAUCCUUGUCUUCCUUCGAGCUUUGAAUCCAGCGGGCUAUUGAAUAGGCAAAUAAAACCGGCUUGUGCAGGAAGACAAAGUAUCUGACUGAAUUUCUAAUUUCAUUACAAGGAAGAUUGAGACAAGUAAACAUCAAGAGAAGGAGAUGAAUCUAUUUAUGCUCAACCCCUAACAUGACUGAAUUUGCAGGAAGAUGAGCUGGGAGCAACCCCAGGCUUGCUGCAAGGCCCUUCACCUGCAAUGCAGUGCUGUGCAUCUGCAGCUAGGUGGUGGAGGCAAAUCCCUCUUCUCCCUCACUCUUGCACAAAGCUUUGCUGCGUUCGAGAAGAACCAGCCCCUCUGCCUGCCGUUGAUGUCCCCCUGCUUCCCUGAACAGUGUGGCUUCUGAUUUUUAAUGGCUCUUUCGAAAACUAUUGGGCUAUCUUCAGGAAUCUCUUUAUCGAUGGGAGGCCGUGCUUCAUGCAGACCCGACACUCAGCAUCGGGGCCCUGCUGCUCAUUCAGAGAAUGAUAUUCCAGAGCAAGAGGAAGAAAUCCUGGGAUCAGAUGAUGAUGAACAAGAGGAUCCAAAUGAUUACUGUAAAGGUGGUUACCAUCUUGUAAAAAUAGGAGAUCUCUUUAAUGGUCGAUACCACGUCAUUCGGAAGCUGGGAUGGGGCCACUUCUCCACAGUGUGGCUGGCUUGGGACAUCCAAGGGAGGAGAUUUGUGGCAAUGAAGGUGGUGAAGAGUGCAGAGCACUACACAGAAACAGCGCUGGAUGAAAUAAAGUUGUUAAAAUCGGUCCGCAACAGUGAUCCAAAUGAUCCAAGCAAAGAGAGAGUUGUUCAGUUAUUAGAUGACUUCAAGAUUUCAGGAGUUAAUGGGUCUCAUAUCUGUAUGGUGUUUGAAGUUCUAGGGCAUCAUCUCCUGAAGUGGAUCAUCAAGUCAAAUUAUCAGGGGCUUCCACUCCCUUGUGUCAAAAAGAUUAUCAAACAGGUUCUUCAGGGCCUGGAUUACUUGCACACAAAGUGUCGAAUCAUUCACACAGAUAUUAAACCUGAGAACAUCCUUCUGUGUGUUAACGACCAGUAUAUCCGCCGGCUGGCUGCGGAAGCAACGGAGUGGCAGCGAUCUGGGGCUCCCCCACCAUCUGGCUCUGCAGUGAGCACUGCACCACAGCCAAAACCAGCUGACAAAAUGUCAAAGAAUAAGAAGAAGAAGUUGAAAAAGAAGCAGAAACGUCAGGCUGAGUUGUUAGAGAAGCGAAUGCAAGAGAUAGAAGAAAUGGAGAAGGAAGCAAGCCCAGGGCAGACACAGCCUGAAGAGGAGGAAGAAAUUCACAGCCCUCUGGAAAUGCUCAUAAAAGUUAGUCCACCAGGGGAAAAUGUCAGCAAAAAGACAGCUGAAAUCAUUGUACAAGAACAGUCUGUUCUGAUGGAAAGCAGCGUGGACAAAUGUGUGACAGAAAUAAACUGCAAUGGGGUGAUACCAAUGACGGACUUCCCAGAUGCCAGCAAUCAGAGCUCUGUGCGACUUGAGGACGACCUUCAUAAUGCCAAUGACUCUGGUGAUUGCCCUCACACACAGAAGGAGGAGGACUUCCAUAGUUGUAAUUACAGUCAGCGGAACGGCGACUCGGAGAACAGGCCUCAGGACGCGAUGUCGGACUCGUUCGUGCCCUUAGUUUCAGAAGAUUCCAUGGUCUGUCAGCCCACAGCCAACCAAGAACGAGCCUUCAGUGAGCAGGAGAUUAACCAUUUGCAGGAAAGCAUCCGAACAGAGAUACCUUCAGAGGAUGAGAAUGACAACAAUAACCCAUCAGACAACAAAGGAAAAUCAGCUGCUGGGAAUUUCCUUCUUAAUCCUCUUGAGCCCAAGAAUGCAGAUAAGCUCAAAGUGAAGAUAGCUGACCUGGGAAAUGCCUGCUGGGUGCACAAGCACUUCACUGAAGACAUCCAGACGAGACAGUACCGGUCCCUGGAGGUGUUGAUAGGCUCGGGGUACAACACUCCUGCUGACAUCUGGAGCACAGCCUGUAUGGCCUUUGAGUUAGCAACAGGAGACUAUCUGUUCGAGCCUCAUUCUGGGGAGGAUUACUCACGGGAUGAAGAUCACAUUGCAUUGAUCAUCGAACUUCUGGGGAAAAUACCUCGUAAGCUCAUUCUGGCAGGAAAAUAUUCCAAGGAGUUUUUCACCAAAAAAGGUGAUCUGAAGCACAUCACCAAACUGAAGCCCUGGGGCCUUUUUGAAGUCUUGGUGGAAAAAUACGAGUGGUCCCAAGAUGAGGCAGCUGCAUUCACAGACUUCUUAUUACCUAUGUUGGAGCUGAUCCCAGAGAAAAGAGCUACAGCAGCAGAGUGUCUCAGGCACCCCUGGCUUAACUCCUAAAGCUUCAACCCACCCACAGCACUACACUCUGGUUUACAGCAUAGCAUACAUGCACCCAGCUGCCCCUUCCCACAACCAUUGGGUUUUUCCCCCUCCCUUAUUCAUUUUCAGUGUGAAGUUCUUCCUUCAAGGCUUCCAAGGUUUUAGAUAAAUCUAACCUGUUCCUCUGAGUUUGUUUGUGUGACUCCAUGGGGACUCUCCUCAGGCACCAUCUGUGUUUCGCCUCGAUUGGGCUUCGCCAAUGACUUCACUUGACGAGAAUACGAAGUUGUUGCUGAGUCUCCUCACUGUUGGGCACUGUUGCAGAUGGGAGCUCACCUGAGCUCAGAUAUGCUCCUUUAGCUAAAUUUCAUCUCUUCUUUCUUCCUGAGGAGGAUGUGAAGAUCCAAACACCUCCUUAUCUCCCUGACUCAGGAGUCAAUCUCCAGCUGUUGAUCCAGUAGCUAACGGGGGGUGAGACAUGACCGAUGGCACCAACGUGGUGUUAGUUCCUCGUAGAGCAAAGACCUCCAGAUCUCCAUCAUCUUCUACUUCUAGCUGUCUGCUGUGUUUGCUUUCCACUCACAUAAUGUUUCUUUAGUUCUAGCUGAUUAAAUCCUUUGAAAAGAGCUAUUUAAACCUAAGGUUUAGUAUCUUUAAAUUUCUUCCUCCAAAGUGCCCUGCCCUUUUACUUUUCCCUUCCCUGUGCCCAGAUAGAAAAGCUUCUCAACUCUGGUGACAUUUUCUACUUCAAUGCCUGUGCCUGUGACUCAAAAGUGACAAAGCAAAAUAAGCAAAAGCUGGAACUGACUCAACGCACAAUCUUCAGCAGACAGCUGGGUGCACCCCUUGGCUGCAGAGGCAGCCUUGUCACAACUCUUCUAACAUUUUAGUCAGCUCUAAGUUCUUUUGGUUUUUAUCCCUUACUGGCACUUUUUGGUUUUGCCUUGCUUGAGGCAGUUGCUGUAUCUGACAGACUGGCUUUUACUGAUGUGGUCUACUCUGGCUCUUAGUUGUUGACCAUUCGUUUUUCCCCAAGAAGAGGGUGGCAGCAUCUGUAUCCCAGCUGUGCCACAGCCUUGACUUUCAAAAUCAACACUUCAAUGCCUAAUCUGAAGACUUUUUUUCCCCUUUUAGCUUGCUUCAGGUGCUGGCCUUCAGGUGUGACUUCCCAGGGUGGGACUGCCUUUUUAUUUUCUGGGCUGUUAGUGCAAGGAGAACUAGUAGAAGUGGAAGAGGACUGACUUUUCCAUGUAGAAUACUGGAUUAGAAGCUAUUGCUAGAGUUACCCCGAGUAAAAACGUUCCAUGGGGUUCCUGUAUAAACUCAGAAGGGGCUGGAUAUAAUGAAUAAAUGGGUGAAUCUUACUUAAGAGUUAAAUCAUUGUGGCAUUUGAUGGUUUUAUGAUGGCUUCUUCUAGACUUGCCCAUCCUGUUACAGAUUCAGUGCAUCCUAUUCUACUCUAAAGCAAGAUUUGGCAGCAUUGGGGCUUCAGAGACACUUCCUUACCCUGGACCAAACAGGCCUUUGGAUUCAUGGUGGCUCUCAGAGGAUAGCACUCACUGCAGGGGUGUGCUGGAGGCCCUCCUGAGGCUAUCUGAGACAGUUACAUUGCCAAAGCUGCCAAGACCACUGUUACAUGUCCCUCCUGUGUGUGUGUGUGUUUGGAAAUCUUGGUUUGUAAGGAUUGUUUGUUCGUAAGCCUUGGUGUCAAGAAUCCACUUGAAAAGUGUUUCUGCAGUCCAGUGCCUGACUGGGCUCAUUAAUGCAACUCAUGCUGCAUGUUCUCUUAGGGGUAGAUCAGGUUCUCUAUGCAUAUAAUAUGACAUUAAAGGAAGGUAACAUACCAAAAGUGUUUUAAACUGCUGAUUUGACUUCUUUUUUUUCCCCUUUCAUCUGGAGUUUCUCAGUUGUGUGUCACUUCCAUAUCUGUUAGACUGCAGAUGGGUUCCAAAAUACCCACUGUCUACCUACUGUGAAGAUCCCUUGGCAGGGCAAACAACUUGUCUCAAGCGCUGGCUCACUAAAGAACUUUACUUAGAAGGAGUCUGCACACUUUGACUCAGAGAGCUCCUUCCCCUCCUUCCCUUCCCUCUGCCACCCCUGACUGGAGGAGGACAUUUCUUAACCACGCUAGCCAAGGCUAGAGCCAGCUUGUGAGCUGAAGACCUGCAGAAGCAGCUGCCAGGAUUCAGUCUUGUACCGUGUGCUCGUUCACUUGGGGUUUGUUCCAUUUCCAAAUGCCGUCAAGUGCUCACACUAAAGGAUUUGUACUUGCUGUGUCAGUCUGAAACCUGAAGGAAAAUACAUUUUUAUUCUUUCUA